Messenger RNA from Owenia fusiformis, 689 nucleotides. The record is from the annotation of a GenBank genome assembly. NCBI's taxonomy places the organism in Eukaryota, Metazoa, Annelida, Polychaeta, Sabellida, Oweniidae.
AUUACAAACAUGAUAUGUCUUUCAAACAACAUUUAUACUACGAAUAAGCUUUAAACUAGAUCAUUCUUUAGACAUUUUCCGAUAAUGCAGUUCAAAUGCUGAAAAUCCCAAGAGGAAUAAUCUAAAAUAUGGAUGACAAUAAUAACAAUAACACUAGCGAACCUGUAAAUCCUGAAAUUGUGACAAAGACAAACAAGACUGAUCAAACUGCAGUUCAAAUCGAAACCGAGGACUCGUGUAAAAGCACUUUACUGCCGGACACUAAUACAAACAAACCCUCGAUCAAAACCAUAGAAUUUGAAGAAAAUAUACAUGUAGCCACAAAACAUGGUUGUAAAUUCGCCAAACAUCGAAAAUGGAUUAUAGGACUAUUCAUCAGUUUUUGUGUUGUCGCAAUUUGUAUUGCUGGUGUAAUUGUUGGAUUAAACAAUCGAAACGCUCUCGACGCGCAGUCAUUGUCAGACGUACCUAUGCCUAUAGGGGAAAACUGUGUUGAAGAUACGCACACGGCCGAGACACGAAAAACGAAGUGUUUGGAUGCAACGACGAAUUACACUAGGAACAAUAAUGCCACCAAAGAUCUGACCAUACCUACAAAUGACCAUGAGCUUACCGGAAAUAUGACAAGCACUGCAUCAUUUAUAUGUGACUCGUUUCCUCAUGUCUUGAGAAAAUUAUGCAAUGCUUAA